GAUUUAGCAGCAAUAGGACUAGAUAAUGAAACAUUAAUGAAAACGCCACACCAGACGGUACUGUAGGGUUUUAUGGUCCACGCUACCUACUGUACUUAGUGGGCGGGGCGACUGUUUGUAGUCUUUUAGACAUGUCAACAACAUGCCGGAGUCCAGAAGUGAGGCAGAGACAGACGAGAAAGGAGAAACACAGUCUAAAAAUAUAAUUUCAGUAAUUUCUCAGUUCGCUGACGAUAAUUUAACCAUUGUCCGGAACAUCAGUACUGGACUAGCAAUUGCCGGUGUAAUAGUAAUAUCAAGGAGUAUUAAAUUGAUCACUAGGUUUGGAUUAGCCUCCGAGAUCCCAGCGAGGUUCAUAGAGAAGAAUGUGAGCCUCAGAGGGAGAGUCCAGACCAUCACAGAGACUGGACUGGAGGUGGAGCACAUCCCCAUCUACAUCCCUGUCCUCUCUCCCCUGUUGGCUAAAGGUAUGGAAGACCCCCUACCUGCUAAAGGUAUGGAAAACCCCCUGUUGGCUAAAGGUAUGGAGGACCCCCUUUUGACUAAAGGUAUGGAAGAUCCCCUACCUGCUAAAGGUAUGGAAGACCCCCUGUUGGCUAAAGGUAUGGAAGAUCCCCUACCUGCUAAAGGUAUGGAAGACCCCCCUUUGACUAAAGGUAUGGAAGACCCCCUUUUGACUAAAGGUAUGGUAGACCCCCUACUGGCUAAAGGUAUGGAAGAUCCCCUGUCGGCUAAAGGUAUGGAAGAUCACCUACCUGCUAAAAGUAUGGAAGACCCCCUGUUGGCUUUUUUAGGACACAGGCUUGACCUCUGCCCACAGGUGUACAGGCUUGACCUCUGCCCACAGGUGUACAGGCUUGACCUCUGCCCACAGGUGUACAGGCUUGACCUCUGCCCACAGGUGUACAGGCUUGACCUCUGCCCACAGGUCUUCUCUCCUCAGGUGGUGGUCGUGUGUCUCACCUGGCAGGUCUUCUCUCCUCAGGUGUACCGUCUUCCUCCUCAGGUGGUGGAGUCUCACCUGACCCUCAGGGGGUCUCACCUGGCAGCCCGGGUCAAUAACUGUCUGUGUCUGUGGCUCAAACUGGUCAGCAGAGAGGAGGAGACACUGCACUGUCUGGUUUCUGUUAGCCGGGGGUCAUUGAGGAGUCUGUGUCUGAAUGAGGAGGUGUUGAGGUUGGGUCUGGCACGCACUGUCCCAGUCUCUGGACUCCACCCUCAGUCCCACCUUUACCUGCGGCUCCACCAACGGCUGCUCAAGGCAGAGGUCAAGGCCGAGCGGAAGGGGCGAGGCAUGUGGAAAGAGGAUAGCCUAUGGGAGAGGACCUCACAGGCUGUUUGGGACAACUCACUGGUCAGACUCAUCAGGAGGAUCUUCAAGUGGACGUGAUUGGUUGGUUGGUUGACUGACUGACUGCUUGACUGACUGAUUUCAAUUAGGCUUGAAAGUAUGUUGAUGAAUGUUGCAAGGCUCAGGCCCGUCUCUCUCAGGCCCGUCUCUCUCAGGCCCAGCUGUGUCGUUACGUGUCUGUGUUUGUGAAGUGGAUCAUCUAUUUGUCAGCUGAUUGCCCAGAGAUUUGCUCUCAAAAUAGAAAAUGGACAAUAUUCACAUGAUUAUCUGUACAAACAAUAUUUUCUCCUGUUCUUUACUAUCGGGGAAAAGUGUGAAACGAUGUCUCAAACGAAUGGGGGUAUCGACAAAAUCGUAGACAUGGGACAAAAAUUUUUUGGGGACCCACUUGCUUAUUAAAGUUGAUAUAUAUCGGUGGAGAUUAAACACACUGACACGGCAAUGACAAGACAGAAUAGAAACCAGUCUACUUACAGUUGGUGUUCCCCUUCGUGGGUCAGAAUAUGUUGAUGUUUCAUUAGAUCAUUUAAAGAAACUUGGCUGUCAGAAAUCCACAUAUCUACAUCAAACGCAUUUUGAUUUGUGAAAUAAAUAUGCAUUGGUUAAUUCA
Messenger RNA from Oncorhynchus nerka (sockeye salmon), 1961 nucleotides. It is a transcript of the gene miso1, whose product is annotated as c18h3orf33 homolog (H. sapiens). The record is from RefSeq and is a predicted model, not a curated record. Bases 143 to 1390 code for a protein of 415 amino acids. The transcript has 8 exons. NCBI's taxonomy places the organism in Eukaryota, Metazoa, Chordata, Actinopteri, Salmoniformes, Salmonidae.